Messenger RNA from Ciona intestinalis (vase tunicate), 1138 nucleotides. Its product is annotated as CCR4-NOT transcription complex subunit 9. Gene Ontology annotation, cellular component: CCR4-NOT complex. Lineage: Eukaryota; Metazoa; Chordata; Ascidiacea; Phlebobranchia; Cionidae. The record is from RefSeq and is a predicted model, not a curated record. Gene Ontology annotation, biological process: mRNA catabolic process.
AGAGCAACAACGUUUUAAAAAUACUUUGGCGCAAUGUUGUAGAAAUCGAACUGUAGUCCUGCUUUUGCUUUACCCUGUUCAAAAAUUGAAGUAAAGAUAUAUCUGUUUGGUUUCUGCCGUACAUCUGAAACAAAGCAAUCAUAUUAAGAUGCAGGUUAACCCAGCAGCAGCAAUGGCGGGCGUGGACAGGGAAAAGAUAUAUCAAUGGAUUAACGAUCUUUCGAGCCUUGAUACACGAGAAACAGCGUUGCUGGAGCUAAGUAAAAAACGGGAAACUGUUCAGGACCUUGCUCCAAUGCUGUGGCAUUCGUUUGGAACAAUAGCUGCACUUUUACAGGAGAUUGUAAACAUAUAUUCUUCAAUCAACCCCCCUACUCUUACUGCACAUCAAUCAAACAGAGUGUGCAAUGCCUUAGCCCUGUUACAAUGUGUUGCUUCUCAUCCUGAGACAAGAACUGCCUUCCUUGCUGCUCACAUCCCACUAUUCCUCUACCCAUUCCUACACACUACAAGCAAAACUAGACCUUUUGAAUAUUUAAGGUUGACGAGUCUUGGAGUGAUUGGUGCGUUGGUGAAGACAGAUGAACAAGAAGUUAUCACUUUCCUUCUUACAACAGAGAUUAUUCCUCUUUGUCUUCGAAUCAUGGAGUCUGGAAGCGAGUUAUCUAAAACGGUUGCAACUUUUAUCCUGCAGAAAAUAUUGUUGGAUGAUACCGGACUAGCUUAUAUUUGUCAAACUUAUGAAAGGUUUUCUCAUGUUGCAAUGAUAUUGGGAAAGAUGGUGCUUGCUCUUUCCAAAGAUCCCUCUGCUCGACUACUGAAACAUGUUGUUCGUUGCUAUCUCCGACUCUCUGAUAAUCCCAGAGCUAAAGAAGCAUUGCGCCAAUGCUUGCCCGACCAGUUAAAAGAUUCCACUUUCCUACCUGUGUUAAAAGAUGACAACACAACAAAACGCUGGUUGACGCAACUUAUUAAAAACCUGCAAGAACCUGGACUUACUGACCCUCGAACAAUUGCUAUGCCACAAUGACCAUUAUAGUUGGUUGGACAGAAUUUCACAUCAUGUUCUUAGUAAUGCCUCUACUAUUCCGUUCUUUGCCGCUUGAAAUACAGUUUUGCUACGAAUUUUUACUUUUAA